Messenger RNA from Panicum virgatum (switchgrass), 1171 nucleotides. RefSeq lists its product as uncharacterized. The coding region runs from base 187 to 1017 and encodes 276 amino acids. Lineage: Eukaryota; Viridiplantae; Streptophyta; Magnoliopsida; Poales; Poaceae. The record is from RefSeq and is a predicted model, not a curated record. The transcript is spliced from 6 exons.
CCACAUGGACGUGACUAAUCCUCUGUUCCUUCAGGCCAACACUUUCCCCAAUCAAACUCGUCUUCCACGGCGAGGUUGCGUUAUUGCGCGGCUAGGGUUCGUCUCAUUGCCGCCGCCCUCCUAUCCAUCCCGCCUCCUUGGAGGCAUCCCUUGGAUUCAUCGACCAACUGAUCGAUCAAGUCGACGAUGGCGCUGUCCUCGGCGGCACACAAGAUCCCGCUGGAGGUCGCGCACACCCUCGUAGAGAUCGCCGAGGUCGCGCGCUACGCCUACCACCACCGUCCAGGCUAUCAUGUGGCCCAAGACGGAGAUCUGAUCACGCCGCCCCCGGAAGCUGAUGGCGGCGGGGGCGCCGGUGAGGAGGCCGCACGGCUAAGGGAGGAGAACGCCAUGCUCCGCGCCCGAAUCGCCGACGACCUGGCGCUCCUCCGCGAGCUGCACGGCGCACCCUGCGUCUCCAAGGAGUGCCCUCCUGAUCUGUACAAUCGGCUGAUGGCAGCGGUCAACAAUGCUAGCUUCCUUGCUCAUCUUGAAAAAUUACAGGAUGAGUCAGCAUGUCAACAUGCUGAAUUAUCAUCUGACAAUAUGACAGAGGUGGAAAUUGGUGACAUUCCAGACAAAAUGGGUAAUGGGAAGAAAGGAUCAUGGGUCUUGGUUGCUAGUGAUACUGCAGGGGCUAUUUUGGAGGAAAUUAGUGGGAUUGAUGAUGAAAAUUAUGUUAUGAUCAAUGAAGAUGACAUCGUUGAUAGUAUUGCCACCUUUGUUGCUAGGUGCAUUAUUGAAGAUCCAAUGUCCAAGUCAUUAUCGCCAACGCAGCUCCAAAAGGCUGUUGCAAAGGCAUUAGAUAGCAUGAAAGCUCGGUGGAGAUGGUCAACCUUUUGGGAGGCUGCGCAAGUUAUUUAUAUCUUGGCUACUUGGGGAAUCACAAUAGCAGGGUUGUACAAGAGCCGUCAUGUCCUGAAGGUUGCAGCGAAGGGUGCUGCUGCGUCUGCCAGAUUCGUUAUGAAGGCACUGUGAGUGCAAAAGCACAAGUAUCAUGUAAAAUGGAAUGAUCAGCAAGUUGUAAAAUGUAAAUACAAAUUCGUUGUGUUAGUUGUACAUAUGUGAUUGCAACAUAUUCUAUCAUGAAUUGAUUCCAGCCUGAUGAAUUGUUUCACUUAUCUUCUUUUUA